Loa loa (African eye worm) is the source of this 1068-nucleotide messenger RNA. RefSeq lists its product as hypothetical. Lineage: Eukaryota; Metazoa; Nematoda; Chromadorea; Rhabditida; Onchocercidae. The coding region runs from base 1 to 1068 and encodes 355 amino acids. The transcript has 9 exons. Gene Ontology annotation, molecular function: ligand-gated sodium channel activity. Gene Ontology annotation, biological process: sodium ion transmembrane transport. The record is from RefSeq and is a predicted model, not a curated record. Gene Ontology annotation, cellular component: membrane.
AUGACAGAUGGCGUAGCAAUGUUGACACGUGCUAAGGAAAAUUUAAUUUUUACGAUGAGUGCAUUAUCGGAAAUGCAACGAAUUGCUUUAUCACAAUCUAAACGAGAAUUCAUUCAAAUGUGUUCAUUCAAUGGAAAGGAAUGUGAUAUUAAUGCUGACUUUAAAUUACAUGUUGAUCCAGCAUUCGGAAAUUGUUAUACAUUCAAUUGGGAUAUAAAUAAUAAUUAUUCAAGCAGUAAAGCUGGCCCAAUGUAUGGAAUUCGAUUACUCUUAUUUGUUAAUACGUCUGAUUAUAUGGCAACAUCCGAAGCUUCUGGAAUACGAUUAGCAGUACAUAGUCCAACGGAUUUUCCAUUUCCGGAUACAUUUGGUUAUAGUGCACCUGUUGGUUUUGCUUCUUCAUUUGGCCUGAAAAAGCAUGUCGUCAAAAGAUUAUCCGCACCAUAUGGUGAUUGUCAACGAGAAAAGAAAAUGAAUUCAAGUUUUUACAUUUAUGGCGAUUACGAUUAUAAUCCAGAAGGAUGUCAUCGAAGUUGUUUUCAAAAUGCACUACUAGAAAAAUGUGGUUGUGGUGAUCCUCGUUUUCCGGUUCCGAAAGGAAAAACACAUUGUUCCGCUUUUAAUGCUACAGCAAGAGAUUGCUUAGAACAAGCAAUUGCUGAAAUUGGUGAUUUUCAUCACAUUAUGGAUAGUCUUACAAAUUGUCAAUGCAAGCAAUCAUGUGAACAUGAAAUUUAUGGUGUCACCUUUUCUGCUUCUAAAUGGCCAUCCGGUGCUAGCGAUCUUGGAAAUUGUGAACCAAAUAUGAAUGAAGAAGAAUGCAGGAAAUUUUAUAGAGAAAAUGCAGCAAUGGUUGAAGUUUACUACGAGCAGCUUAAUUAUGAAUUACUAAAAGAAUCUGAAGCAUAUGGUCUUGUCAACUUAUUAGCUGAUGUUGGUGGCCAUCUUGGUUUAUGGAUGGGUUUCAGUGUAAUAACGAUAAUUGAAUGUGCGGUAUUGUUCAUUGAUUUGAUAACAUUAUGUUGUAAUAGGUUGAAAGAAAGACAAGAAAUUAAAAAAGGACAGUAA